Etheostoma spectabile (orangethroat darter) is the source of this 2700-nucleotide messenger RNA. Its product is annotated as ras-related protein Rab-37. NCBI's taxonomy places the organism in Eukaryota, Metazoa, Chordata, Actinopteri, Perciformes, Percidae. Gene Ontology annotation, molecular function: GTP binding; GTPase activity. The coding region runs from base 407 to 1096 and encodes 229 amino acids. The transcript has 9 exons. The record is from RefSeq and is a predicted model, not a curated record.
AUAAGAAAAGACAGAGUUGUUUGAGCUGUCGACAUCCUCACGUGCUCAGUUAACCACCUGUCCACGCCGGGAUGCAGAGAAAGGUUCCCGCCUGCUAGUCAUCACCGCGUUCUUGACUGGUGGAUGCAGACGCAGAAGCGCUGCGUAACAUUGAUUGUUUUUCUCAAGUUUUCGACCUGUCGCAUCCUGUGCGAUAUUAAAGGUGUGAUUUUUUUUUCUCUCCCCGGAAAGCGCCUGGUGAUCAUUGUGUGGCCACGCGCAGUAAUGCGAGCAAAGGGGCUGGAGGCUGGCGGAGACCGGGACUGAGUGGCGGAGAUCUCACAGACACCGCGCGCGUCUUUGGACACACCUCGGAGAUUAACUGUGGUUUGGCUUUUCUUUAGCCUGCGCCUUUUUUGACAUUGCGAUGUCCACAAGAAAGACAUCGUUGACGGACAAGCAGGCUAAAAACGGAACAUCAAAAUAUGUGUUGGAGAGAUGCGCUUCUGUUAACGAGUAUUAUGAUAUUGCCUUCAAGGUGAUGCUGCUGGGGGACUCGUCCGUGGGGAAGACGUGCGCCUUGGUGCGCUUUAAAGAUGGGGCAUUUCUGGGAGGCAACUUUAUAUCCACCGUUGGAAUAGACUUUAGGAAUAAAGUGGUGGAUGUCGACAACAUGAAAGUCAAACUUCAGAUCUGGGAUACAGCUGGCCAAGAGAGAUUCCGAAGUGUAACGCACGCCUACUACAGAGAUGCCCAGGCAUUACUUUUGCUUUAUGAUAUCACCAGCAAGCUGUCGUUUGACAAUAUCAGGGCUUGGCUGACUGAAAUACACGAGUAUGCCCAGAACGAUGUGGUCAUCAUGUUGCUCGGCAACAAGGCAGACAUGGUUGCAGAUAGGGUCGUGAAGAAGGAGGAUGGAGAGAAGCUGGCAAAGGAGUAUGGUGUACCAUUUAUGGAGACCAGUGCCAAGACAGGAGUCAAUGUGGAGCUGGCCUUUCUUGCUAUAGCAAAGGAGCUGAAGCACAGAGCAACACAGCAGCAGAAUGAGCCCAAGUUCCAGAUACACGACUACAUCGAGUCUAAGAAGCACAAGUCUAGCUGCUGUGGACUCAUGUAACUGAUCCUGAUCACCAGGCAGAAAGAGACACAGAGAGAGAGAGAGAGAGAGAAAGAGAGGGAGGCAGUGAGGGUGUGGGAACGAGAUAUAAACCAACAAAAAAAGUCAGCUCUCUUACAAAAAAGCCAAUCCCAGCACCAAACCUGAGGAGCGGACAACCUCGCCUUCUCCACUGAGCUUUUAGCUUGAAUGGAAAGUCAAUCUGGAUUUACCGUCAUCCCUUAAAUCUAUUUCAUGUCAUGCGUAGAAGUGUUUGUGGUCUUUGUGGUGACAGUUGUACUAAACUAAAAGUCAGGAGUUGCAAUCUGAAAUGCUAUAUCCAUCUGCAGGGACAAACGUAUAUAUUUAUCUUUCUAUUCUGCAUAGAUGGAAACUCAACAUUUGUCAGUUGGGAUGAAAAAUAUGGCACCCAAGUGAUUCGUUUAUUAUUUGGGCAGCGGAAAUGUUCGCGCUCCACAUGGACAGACACAUUGCACUUAAAGGGUAACAUCACGCACCCUCAAAUUCUGCUUGAACUUGGAGUGUCUAUCCAUUUUCCAUGGGCCCAUGUGAUGUGUGUACUGCCACUGAAGAGAAAUAAAUCAGGCUCAUGUACAGCGUUUCUUGGCGCUUGCUAAUGCUAACGCUAGCAGGGGCCAACAAGCAUUGUACACCUCGGAGUCUUGUCUAUUUUGUCUCAGUUAAAAAGGAGCCAGAGAAUACGGCUGAACCAAAUCCGAGCAGACAGAAACAAAAUACCUGUAUAAACAUCAUAUGCCAACAAGAAUCUUUGUGAUUUAUGUGUACUGCACAUAGUUCAGAACCCAGCUUGACUUGUAAUGAAACUGUUUUGGUUGCUGUUAAACUGAGCUUCAGUAACGUUGUCCAUAGUGAACUUAAUUACUUGGGCUCUGUUUGGUCCUGCGGCAGAAACUGAAGUUCUAUUUUAGAACUGUCGCCAUUUUUUAUCUUGCAGUUUACAGGUUUGAUUUUUGAUAAAUGGCAGUUUUAUAUGAACAAUUAAUAUGAUUGUUGAUGUCGAUAUAGCAUUUUUCCCUGCAACUCUUAGUUUGUUUCUGUCCCUGUUUAUACCAGGCUGUGAACUGAAUCCCUUUUAGCAUUUUUCUUUGAUAACUCAGUGCGUGUGAGAAGUGGACUUCAGUGUCACAGUCAGAUUGUAGCUAAAAUGAUUCCAUCUGUUCACAUCUGUACUGCUGUUAGAUAGAAUAAAGCCAACUUUUUAAGGGCGCACGACCACUGUGUGUCUGUCUGUACUACAUUUCAAUUCAGAGCCACUGAAACUUCAUUCAAAUACUGUACAUGUAAUAGUGCUGGAGGAUCAUCCCAAUGUUGCAACAGGCUUCAUACAAAAUGAUAAUUAUCAUGAACCAUUCACACACAGAGGGCACUCCCAAACAUUGUGGUGUCUCCUUUAACGAUGGAUGUUGCUGUACCGAAACUGUAUUUGCUCAUGCAUCGUGUAACUCGUUUCUCUGUACAAUGUCCAUUAUGAAUUGCUUGAUGUCACAUUUGUCCCUCUUCUGAUCACGGUGGGAGUGCCACAAAGUGCCAUGAAAAGUGCUUUGUUAUCAUGUUGUAUAAAAAAAAGUAUAUUUUGUAAUGUA